AAAGACCCACCCACGACACGGUUAUAACCACCGAGUUACAUUUCCUUAGCAUUCUUAAAGUCUAUCGUCCUGUCUGUCAAGUACUUCCGUGUCAUCUCGAUCGGCUCGGGAUGCGAAGGAACGGUUCCUCGCCAAAAACAAGAAUCCGAGAACAAGAAGGAAACAAAUGAGGAACGUCGGUUUGUGAAAGGAGUGAACAACAAAAAACUAUUUACAUCGAAACUGUUGGAAACGGUUGACGAUUGGCUCAAGGUCGUUCAAACUGAAUUGAAUAAUCUGAUAUCCGGAAAGAGGUUGAGAUCCCAAGAAGCUGUCACCGGGAGUUACAUUUAGGGAUGGAGUUGUCUCAGAGAGACAGGCUCUCUGAGCUUGUCGAGGAGCUUACCACUUCUGGACAGCUGCAGAUCGACAAGGAAAAAAUCAGGGAAGUCAAGAAGAUAUGCAAGGAGUCUAAUGACUACAUCGAUCAUGUCUACCACUCAUUAAUGUCCCAGCUCAACCAAGACCAUGCUGAGAUCCGUCUGUCAGCCUUUCAGACAACCAGUGAACUUUUCCCCAAAUCACAUCACUUCAGAACCCUCCUGGUGGACAACUUCCAGGAAUUCUUGGAGUUAACUCUAGAGACCAACAUUGAGCGGCCUCUGCCCCCUCCUCAACAAGUAGCCAGGAAACUUCGAUCACUUGCUAUCCAGACUAUCCAGUCCUGGCAAUCCUCUUAUGGGUCAGCAUAUAAGAAGUUGGAGCUGGGUUAUUAUUUUCUCAAACAGUUUAAAAAGGUGGACUUUCAGGAUGCUGAGGCCAGGACAGUAGCAGAGCGAGAACGAGAAACUGAGAGACAAAGGAAAAUGGAGAGGAUAUACAGCAAGAGACUGAAAGCAGCCAUGAGAGAUUUGGAGGACUCCUCCCCAGAUAUUGAGGUUGCACUGACAGAAUUAGACUCCUGUUUGAAGCUGCUUUACCAUGAGUUCCCCCUUCAAGACAACCUGACAACUAAUACCUGCCCGCUCACACAACCAACCACUGGAUGUGUGUCAGAUGAUGAACAACCCUGCUCUAGCAAAAACUUAAUGAAUGACAGAACACGGAAGAUGCAAGAAAGCAAAGAAAAUGUCAAUGUAAAUAGAGAAGAGUGGGAGGAGAAAAAAACAAAGAAAAAGAAGCAUAAAAGGUCUGAAAAUGAAGAAUUAAACAGGAGUGACAAACAAAACAAAGGUGAAAUGGAAGGGGAACAGAGGUAUAGGAUGAAACAUGAGGACAAGACCAGAUGUGACGUAGAAGAGGAGGACCCCCUUCAUGGAGACUCAUUUAUUCGAAACUCUGGCCUUAUCUCUCGCUCAUAUUGUCUGGACUUGAACCUUGGUUCUGGUCUUCAUGUAGAAGAGACGGAGGAUAAUGAAGCUGUAGUUUCCACAUUGUUAGAUCUACAAAGACUACUGUCAACCAAGCACCUACCAGCUGUGCGCCGAUGGGUUCAGGUCUUCACGAAGUCUGGUGCUAAUCAGCAUCUCUUGAGUCGAGCACUGUAUCUUAAAAGCUCCCUCGAAGCUUCCCUGCUGAAAUUGACCAAGUUGAACAUUGACUCUCAGAACAGAGUUAACAAAACGGCUUCAUCAGUUGAAGAGGAUGAUGACGACGACAGUGAUUUCAUUGAGGUACCAGAAAAAGAAGGAUAUGAGUCCGAUAUCUCUGGUCAUCUACAAGUGGAAGAUGGUUUGGGUCCGACUUCAUCCACUCCAGCACCAUCACAGCAUGUCCUUAAAAGCAUUGUUACUGGAACAUCUUCCACUCGACCACAAGCUCCCUCCGCCUACUACAGGAGAUUGACAAGACUCAAAGAUGAGGAAAAGGACCCAACUUGUGCUGCUGCAACAUUCCACAUCUUCCAAAAAAAACGUACCAUGACUGCAUCAUCCAGUAGCACAUCUGAACCCAGUUCAACUCAGUCCAACAAAGACCAAACAACUUCUCAGGCUCCAGUCGUUCCAUUUGGUUUAGAUUUGUAUUACUGGGGCCAGGAGCAGCCUAACUCCGGCAAGAUCACCAAAUCAGCCUCUCAGCAUCAAUUCUGGGUUCCAGUCGAUGUGGAAGAAGAGGUGGAAAACAAAGAGCUUAAGGCUGAGAGCAGAUGCAGAUACAUCUCUUUCCCUGGGCAAUUCACUCCUGUCAGCCACUAUUGUAAUGCACCAUUAGGCAAUGGGAAGAUGUGUAAGAGACAAGACCGAUUGAAGUGCCCUUUCCAUGGCUGUAUUGUUCCACGAGAUCAGGAGGGUCGGCCCUGCAGCCAGGAGGACCAUCAGAGAGAAGAGCAGCAUAGGACGAAGACAAAGAAGAAACAUGACUGGCAUGAUGCAGGGCUAGUUCGAGACAUUGAGAUUGCAACAGGACAAAACCUAGGUUCUGAAAGACUGGAUAAACGGCGCAGAAGAAAGAAGAAUAAAUACCCCAACCUCAGCAAUCUGAAGGACAGCGGCAACACAUCACGGGCUCGGCUUGAGAAGCGGAUAUUCAACAAGAGCGCCAUGCGCAGAGUUGCUGAGACGAUGAAUAAAGUUGACAGGAAAAAGCAUGAAAAGUUUUCCAACCAAUUCAACUAUGCCCUCAACUGACCUUCACGGUUAUUUUUCAUUAUUUGUUUUGUUUAUCAAUAACUGUACAGUGAUCCUUCACCACUUCACACUUUAAGUUUUGUGGCUUCAGUGUUUUGCGGGGGGGUUUUCCCCAAAAUUGAAAAAGCAGACUAAAGAAUACAGCCAUAUCGACACUCAUAUUGCAGAAAGACGCUUUGCGUCAUGUUGAUGUGCGAGAGAGGAGGUUUCCCUGCAUGCUGAACAAAGUGCUGACGCGACUUCUGGGAGAUGAUUGGCUGUGCAUCAUCGCUAGUCUUUUGACUCCCAUGCUGUAUCUUAGUGUUGUGUUCAUGACAAUUUUUUUAUAUUAGUUAGGCUGCGCUCCAACCCCUUGCCGACGCUGAAGCAAUGCUUCCUGGCUGUAUGGAAGUGUUUCAAGCCCAUUCGUCGUAGAUGGCACCAUCAACAGGUACACGUUGUUUCAACAGUGGCGGUGGGGAGUUCUUGGUUUGCAAGCUUGACCGGUUUAUUUUGAAGGUUUCCUGACCCAGUCAUUUUUUAGACACGUCACAAGGAAGCAGCGACACAGUCAGCUCAGACGAAGGCUAAAAUGAAAACUGAAACUGUCAGCUCAGUGUUUUUUUUUUCUUCACCAAAAGACCAUGCCUCAAAAAAAAAACAAAAUCUGAAACCUAUUUCAACUAAUAAGAAGACAAGACGAACGUCAUAGCGCUACCCGUCAGCAUAUUUUUCUGCAAUUUAAAAAUAUCAGCUACAGUGUCAAUGCCUCCAGCAGAAGAGUCUCGCAUGAAACCAAAACCUCCGAAUCAAUUGAGAGCCUUCGUCUACGCCACCAACACAAGCUUCUUCACCUCUCUAAGAAGGCAAUGUUGAUGAAUGUUAAUUACUGUCGAAGGUUUUAUCAUUAAAGAUUGAAGUAAAUA
Molecule: messenger RNA, 3511 nt
Organism: Hippocampus zosterae (dwarf seahorse)
Lineage: Eukaryota; Metazoa; Chordata; Actinopteri; Syngnathiformes; Syngnathidae
Product: UV-stimulated scaffold protein A-like
Exons: 15
Coding region: 336-2606 (756 amino acids)
Biological process (GO): response to UV; transcription-coupled nucleotide-excision repair
Cellular component (GO): chromosome
Molecular function (GO): RNA polymerase II complex binding
Source: RefSeq, a predicted model, not a curated record